This is a messenger RNA of Debaryomyces fabryi, 783 nucleotides long. RefSeq lists its product as uncharacterized. The transcript has a single exon. Lineage: Eukaryota; Fungi; Ascomycota; Pichiomycetes; Serinales; Debaryomycetaceae. The record is from RefSeq and is a predicted model, not a curated record. Bases 1 to 783 code for a protein of 260 amino acids.
AUGGCACCCAAUAAUGGAAAUACACCACUGAAAUUUGAAACUCUUGAAAAUUAUCAGAAUUUACAACAGCAGCAGCAAUAUUCACCAUAUUUUUCUCAGAGGAACUAUAUUCUUGUGAACUCUAAUGAACAGAAAAUUACAAAUUCCACUAUGAACAAUGGUUCCCAGGAUCAUCAAUUGCUUUACUCAGAGAUUCAAUCUAACUCUCUUAGGCCAGCUCAUAUAAUUUCUCCAAGUAAGCAAGCUCCCGAAGGAUAUAUCUGUGUCGGACGAGUUAUUGAGUCCCCAACAAAAAAUGCAUCUCUCAGUCCAAAUCAGAAGGGACUUUUCAUUUUAAAUGAAGACUCUAAUAUAGUUAUGCUGGAGUUUCCAUCAAACUUUAAUCCCAGAAAAGCUAGUAAUAUGCCACCCAAGGAGAAGGUAAAUAAAUGGAUCCAGAACGUUCCAUUUAGAAUUAUACACGAUGAUAUACUAAUACUGGAAUGCUACCCUGCUAUUCCGUCGUCUAGUAGUAAUUCUGAACCAAGCAUGGACUUUGCUGAUAAUCAAGACAUUUUAGAAUUGCAAUGCAGAAGAAUAACUCGUUAUACUACUCAUAUGUAUACGAGAGAAGAUGAACCUGUUGCGCGUUUUGAUGAAUCUUCUGAUGAUGAGUUUUAUGACAGCGAAGGUAACUUGAUUCAAUACGACACAAACAUAGCUCAUAUGGAGAGCACAUUUGAUAAUUUUUUUAGUGGUAAGGGUAACCAGCCAAUUGAGUAUAUUAUUAACUCUACUUUGUGA